AUGGUUGGUCCCCCACCCCUCACAGGCAUGAAAGUCCUCGAGUUCGCCGGCCUCGCACCAGGGCCCUUUGCCGGGAUGCUCCUCGCCGACGCCGGCGCCUCCGUCCUCCGCAUCGACCGCGCCCUCGAAGGCAGCCGCACACCCUUGCCCACAGAGGACAUGCUGGCCCGCCACAAGGCCUCCGUCGCCGUGGACCUCAAGUCCCCUGCCGGCCUCGCACUCGUGAAGCGCCUCGCCGCCAAGGCCGACGUGCUCAUCGAUCCGUUCCGCCCGGGCGUGCUCGAGAAGCUGGGUCUGGGCCCGGAGGCCUUGAGGGAAGUGAACCGGGGCUUGGUGUAUGGUCGCAUGACAGGCUUCCGGAGGGACGGGCGUUACAAGGAUAUGGCGGGCCACGACAUUAAUUACCUGGCCGUCUCGGGCGCGCUGAGCCUGCUCGGCCGCGAGGGUGAGAAGCCGCAUCCGCCGUGGAACAUCCUCGCCGACUUUGCGGGCGGCGGGGCUAUGCUGUUCCAGGGGAUCCUGAUGGCGCUGCUGGCAAGGGCGGGGAACGGAGGGACGGGGCAGGUGGUCGAGGCGAAUAUGGUGGACGGGUCCUCGUACCUUGCGACAUUCCCGCGGUUCGCGCUCAAGAACCCGUUGGGGGAUAACGGGAGGGGAGAAAUAUUCUGGACGGCGGCUGUCCUUACUACGAUACCUACGAGACGAAGGAUGGGAACGUUGAUGAAGGGCCUCGGGCUGGUCGGUAAGGGGUGGGAAGGGAACAGGUUCGACCGGGAGAGGUGGGGUGAGUUGAGGGAGAUUCUCACGAAUACCUUUAAGAGCCGGACGAGGGGUGAGUGGGAGGCGGUGUUUGACGGCACGGACGCGUGUUGUACGCCCGUGUUGGAGUAUCAUGAGCUCGAGACGGAGACAGGGAGGGAAGGAGACCAGAGACCGGCCGUUACGCUGGUCGAGACGCCGUGUUUGGCUGUGGAUGAGGGCAAGGUGGAAGAUGCAAGACGCGGCCAGGGACCCGGCGUUGAAGGAGGAGGGUACGCAGGUGUCCCGCUGACGCCUGGUGAAGGUGGUGAGGAGGCACUCGAGUCGUGGCUCGGGUGGAGGAAGGGGAGAGAGUUUGAGGUUCGAGACGGGGCGUGGGUUCUCAACGAGAGAGCAAAGCUGUAA
Molecule: messenger RNA, 1164 nt
Organism: Colletotrichum spaethianum
Lineage: Eukaryota; Fungi; Ascomycota; Sordariomycetes; Glomerellales; Glomerellaceae
Product: isopenicillin N epimerase component 2
Exons: 2
Coding region: 1-1164 (387 amino acids)
Molecular function (GO): catalytic activity
Source: RefSeq, a predicted model, not a curated record